This is a messenger RNA of Scleropages formosus (Asian bonytongue), 2158 nucleotides long. Its product is annotated as sialic acid-binding Ig-like lectin 10. The transcript has 9 exons. Lineage: Eukaryota; Metazoa; Chordata; Actinopteri; Osteoglossiformes; Osteoglossidae. The record is from RefSeq and is a predicted model, not a curated record. Bases 137 to 2005 code for a protein of 622 amino acids.
ACUUCCACAUUUGUUUCGCGUCGCUCCUGUCGCCUCUCCACAGCAGCGCUCUUCUCCCCCACUUGUCCACAUCCACCUAUCCACGCGUUCAGGCAGGUCCAGUAAGUGCUCCUGAUCCUCACUGACACACAGGAACAUGACUGGAGCUCAGAGGUUCAUUCUCUUUGGCUGCCUGCUGAAAGGUGUUUUGUGCAGUCAGUGGUCAGUGUGGGUGCCUCAGAGUGUAGAAGCUCUGAAUGGUUCCUGUGUGCUGAUUCCCUGCAGUUUCCACAUUCCACCAGAGUGGGACAAAGAUCUGGAAGAGACAGUAAAAGGAACAUGGAUAAAGGGCAAUAUAAGAGGGGAAAUUGUGCUUGAUUCCAGUGUUUCAGAACAAAAGAAAGGAAUUGUAACUGGUGACUUGAAUAAAAAGAACUGUACUACAAUACUGUACAAAAAAUGGCCUAAGAAGUUAUAUUUCAGAUUUGAGAUGAAGUCUGUCCAAUAUACUUUCCCAACUCUGGUCAAGAUUAACACCAAAGACUUUCCAGCGAGACCCCAGAUCACCCCAGACAAAGUGAGGGUGAAGGAGGGGGACACUGUGAGUUUGAGCUGCUCUGCUCCAGCCCCCUGUCCCAUACUUCCCCCAACUCUGACAUGGACCCCCAGGCUGAAUGACAGUGUCAGUGUUACUGAACUGCAGGAGAAGGAGGAUAAAACCAAAUAUGUGUCUUCUGUGUUGAACUUCACUGCAUCGUAUCUCCACCAUAACAAGGAAAUGAGCUGCUCUGCAGUUUACUCACUACAAGUGGACAGCAGUGAGAAAACAUCCCAGAACAGUUUCAUUCUUGAUGUUCAGUAUUCCCCUAAGAACACCUCUGUCUCCGUCAGUCCUGCUGGUUCACAGUUAGAAGGUGAUUCAGUGACUCUCAACUGCAGCAGCAAAGCCAACCCAGCAGUGAAGAAUUACAUGUGGUAUACAGUGACUCACAGUGGGAAUAAAACAGUGGGAUCAGGACAGGAGCUCAUCUUUAAUGCAUCGAGAGAUGGUGGACAGUACUUUUGUGGAGCUCAGAAUGAACAUGGAACUGAAGAUUCAGCAAUAGUUGCUCUAGAUGUGACAUAUUCUCCCCAGAUCUCUCCUCCCUGGAGCUGCAACAGGACCGCAGCAGAGAUCAGCUGUUCCUGUGAAAGUAGAGGGAAUCCCUACCCCACCAUAGAGUGGCAUCUGUCUGACCGGCUGCUCACUAACUCUACUGACAGAGUCAUUGUGGAGGAGCAUCUGGGUACCACAGGGCUGAGGAGCUCCAUCACCAUGCACCAGAAACAGAAAGACACACACACUCUUCUCUGCCUCAGCCGCAACCCUCUUGGCUCCUUUGGUGUCUCUGUUUACAUCCCUCCCUAUGAGUCUGACUCAGUUCUGAUUCACAUGGUUCCCUCUCUGAUUGGCACUGCUGCAGGAGCUACUGUGAUGAUGCUUGUUUGCAUCUUAUUUCAACUUUUUCUGUGUUUUAGGAGGCGGAAGACCAGGCAGAAGCACAGCACUAGGAUGGAGGACUCUGCAAAGGAGUUAAGAGUGAUAAACCAGAGUCCCUUCAAAGGUGCAGAACAGCUGUAUGCCAACAAAGCCAUGUUGCCAGGAGAUACACAAAUCGUGUGUGAUGGGAAUGAGGAGGAUGAAGACGGGGCCACCACUCUCCACUAUGCCAACAUUGACUUCUCUAGUGUACAGAGCAAUGGGAAGGAAAAGGGAGCGGGAGUCAUUCGGGGAGGUUCACAAAAAACAACCGACUACGCCGAGAUCCGCCACAAAUGCCAAAAUAACCUUGGAGUCAAGGAAUGUAAGACUGAGCUUCAGGAUGAGGAGGGAGAGUAUGCUGAAGUGCCAGGGACAAGGCCUGGGGCUGAGGGAGAGGAGAAGAAAGGAGGACCACUUCUGAAAAUGGAGAACCAUCUGUGUGUGACCAUAAAUUCACCUGAACCCAUGGAGGAAGCAACACCUGGGAACAUCUACAGAAGCUGACAAGGAUCAUGUUUCAUGGAGGCACCUUUUGAUAUAGAGGAGAGGAAUACAGCUGAGUGUCAGCAUAUCAUUUCUGCUCAGCCUGUGUGCAUUUACUGCAAAAAAGGGCACCAAAGAGAUCAAAGAUGCCACAGAAAGAGGAAGAAGGAAGCC